Ruditapes philippinarum (Manila clam) is the source of this 2655-nucleotide messenger RNA. Its product is annotated as zinc finger CCHC domain-containing protein 8-like. Bases 35 to 2287 code for a protein of 750 amino acids. The record is from RefSeq and is a predicted model, not a curated record. Gene Ontology annotation, cellular component: catalytic step 2 spliceosome. The transcript is spliced from 14 exons. Gene Ontology annotation, molecular function: RNA binding. Lineage: Eukaryota; Metazoa; Mollusca; Bivalvia; Venerida; Veneridae.
UAAUAAUUGUAAAUUUUACCAUAACACCGUAAAAAUGGCGGACGACAUGUUCGGAGAUUCCGAGCUUUUUGCCGAAUUCGAUAAAGAAAGAGAGACUACAGGUUCAUUUAUACUUUACGAAAAGAAUGAAGACGGCUUGCAAGAUCAAAGUAAGUUUGUGUUUCAAAUGAGCGAGUCAUCGUCCUCUGAAGAUAGCGAGGAUGAUUCAGAUUUGGAGCCCGAGAGUGAGAAACUGAAAGUGAAACAAGAAUCGGGACCAAACCCGGCCCUUUUGAAACCAGACAGCAAUCAUGGCUCAAAUUCACAGGUUCUUCAACAGAAUGGGACUGAGCGAAGCAGUGAUUCAGAAAAUGAACAAAAUGGCGAAAGCGUUGUGAGCAAAGAUCGGCAGGAAAAAUUGUCAACAUACAAGCUAAAUUUUGAAAGAAACAAAUUUAAAAGAUAUUGCAACAUAAUAGACUCCACAAGGUAUAUACAUGAUGAAGAGUCAGCUUCAGUGCAAAUAUUGUUCCAAAACAACAGAUUUUCAAGAAAGUACAAGACUCAGAUAGAAGACUUUGUUAAACAGCUGAUUGAACAAGAUGCUUGUGGUGACUAUGAAACACUGCAAAAAUUAGAUCUCAAGAGCUCUGUGGCCAGUUGUGCUGAAUUGAAUGAUAAAAUUCCUGUAGAGAAAAGAACUGACAGAAUGUAUAAGGCGCAUGCUAUCAUAGGCUGCUCACAGUUUUACAGAUAUUUUGUAUUGGACACGCUAGGAUGGCCGUUAGUGGAGUACAAUCCGUCACUUACAGAAUGCUGGGAUAUACCAGUUUAUGAACAAGUUUUAACAGAUGUGCUACCAAUAGAUGAAGUUGAGAAGAGGGCAAUUGCUAGAAAAAUGGAAAAAGAAAGAAUGAAGCCAAAAUGCUGGAACUGUGAUGGGGAUCAUAUGAUAGCUGAAUGUAAAAUGCCGAGAAAUCAGGCUAAGAUUAAUGAGAACAGACAGAUUAUGAUGGCAAAUAAACAGCAGAAGAACGACGGUCCAAAGUCGGCCAGAUAUCAUAAAGAGACCUCAAGUGAGGAUCCUAAAUACAGCAAGUUUAAACCUGGUGUAAUUAGUGGUGAUUUGCGCGAAGCUCUUGGAAUAGAAGAUGACCAGUUACCUAUUUUCAUCUACAAAAUGCGAGCCCUGGGAUAUCCUCCGGGGUGGAUGGAGGAGGCAAAGUCAGCACCGGGACUGUCAAUGUUUGACAAGGAUGGAAAUGACAUGGACGAGAAUGCAGAGGAUGGAGAGACUGGGAGAGAACCGCAGCUUGAUGUGCGCAAAAUUAUAGAAUACCCUGGCUUCACGGUGGAAGCACCUGCUGAUGUUGUUGAAGAAGCAGAGAUUUAUGGUCUUCCACCGUUACAGCCACAUCAACUGAAAGCCACAUUGAUUGCACACACUGAAAUGCAGGAGGCCACGAAGAGGGAAUUAGAAGAAAAGGAGGAAGUUCAGGCUAAAAGACUGAAACUCAGUGCAGAAGAAAUGGAUCUAGAUGAAGAUGGUGCGUCAAAGGAAGGAAACAUUGAAUAUAACCCACCCUUGCCACCUGAGACUCCGCCCGGUAGACCGCCCAUGCCUCUCACAACUCCCCCUCCAACACCUGACGAAACUUCAAGACAAUCUUCAUUAAACUAUUCCAGAGAAUCUAGUCUGGCGCGUUCUGAAUCGCCAUCAUUGGAAGAAUUGGAGGAAAAAUAUAAACUGUUGCAAAAGACUCUAAUGAAUGAUAACGAGGACGGAGAGUUGGUCGUUUUAGACAGCUGCGAGGACGAGUCCUCACAGUCGAGUCUCGCGGGAGAAAAAUCGUACAAUCCUAUAGAUCUUGACUCCUGUGAAGAAGGGGAUACAUCUAAAAAUCCGAUUGAGAUUGCAAACGAUUCAAUCGAAAGUGUGGAAGAUUUUGAUUUUGUGAAACCACAUCUUGUAAGAACUGGUUCCACCACUUCAAUACAAACAUUUGGUGAGCUGGGUACCGGAAGUCCAUGUAGUUCAAAUCCGGGAACACCAGUUAACGCUCCUGUUUCUAUAGACUAUAAACCUCAGUUUAAAGGAUCAGUGUCAGUCUCCAAAGACUAUGGUACACCAAUAUUAAAGAGGGCUGGAAGUAUCAAUGAGUUGCCCAUGGAUUCAAAGUUUGCUCAAGGAAUCGAAGACCAUAUUCCAUUUGAAAAUCUUCCAGAUUCGACAGGAAGAUUCAAUACAAUACGGAAAAUUGUCGAUAAAAUACGGAAAAUUAAACCUAUCAAAAAGCGGAAGAAGUGAUGGGAUAGGAAAUGUUACUUUUAGUUUUAUCUAAUCUAUUCAAAGAAUAGAGAAAGAAUCCUACUCGGCUUCACAUCAGCAUUUACUUAACACUAUGUUUGGAUUUUAUAUGCAAUUUCGUAUCCCAUUUACCACUAACGGCACUCACUUGAAACUCAUUAUUAUGGUAGGUCACAGUCCAACGUUCAUCAUUCUAUCAUUGAAUUUGAUCAAAGUUCUGAACAAUAUUGGUUACAUUUCACAAGAAAGUACUGUUUCCAUACUCUGAUUACAAUUGUAGGUUGGUGACAAAGGCUGGUAACUCUAGCUUUGAUGUUAAUUAAAUUAUUCCCCUUUUUAGCUUCCCUGUCACAAAGUGACAGGGUGAG